GUUGCAAUAAUCCAAUAGCGAUCAAAUCGAGAGUCAGUCAAGCUGAUCGGUGAAACAGUUAUGAAAAGUGUCCAAUCAAUUUGAACGUAAGUAAUUGUUGGUGCAAAAGGUGUCCCACUAAUCAUUCAUUAUGUAAUAUCGUUUAACCUUCAUCCAAUCCUGGUCUUAAGCUUAUUGAUUGAUUUUUAUCCUUACGAAUUUAUUUACGUGAUUUCCGUUUGGUUAUUUUUUUAACAAAAAUGAUUGCUUAUGCUAAUAGAUAAGGUACAAUAAUAACGUCUAAUAUACACCAAAAUUAAUAUCCACGCCUUUGAUACCUAACCUAAGUUGAACUGAAAAUUGUCACAAAGUGAAACCCAAAAUUGAUCAGAUAAUCGUAAUAACUUCAAAACAAAUAGAGUUAGUAAAGCUAAGGUAAACUCCUUUGAAACACGUGUAUAACCGCCCAAAGUGGAAAGACAAAUUGUGGUGGAAAAACGGAUAAAAACAGGAAAAGUCGGGUUAACUGUCAUCAGUCAGCAUCCGUUAGGUGAACAACAAGGAUUUACCGUUUCCGAAGUGAAAGUUGAAUUUGUAAACUUAUUUUCAGUUCAUUUAUUUAUUGUAAACCAUUCGUGUUUCCAUCGACAGUCAAUCACCAACUAAGCCAAUCACCAAGAGCCAUGUCACAGUUAUCAAUUGUCAUUUUAUUGUGUUGUCUCGCUGUUCAAACUUUCGCCUAUUUUGACCACGGUUAUGGACAUGGUCAUGGAGGUGGAGGUGCUUCCAAAGUUUUCCAAAAACAAGAUGGCAAAGGGAAUUACGCUUUUGGUUACAACGUUCUUGAUCCUAAAGGCGCUUCAAACUAUCGUGAGGAAUCAGGUGAUGCUUGGGGUAACAAGGCUGGCUCCUAUGGGUUAAAGGAUAAAGAUGGACGUCUCCGAAUUGUUCACUAUGUUGCUGACAAGAAUGGUUUCCGUGUCAAGAUUGAUUCCAACGAGCCUGGUGUUGCCAGUGUUGACUCAGCACACGCCAAAUUCAAUGGUCCUGAUCACCAUGGGUCAAAAGUAGCUCACGUAGUUCACCACCAAAAGCCUUACCAUAACAAACACCACGAAUCUCACUAUGAUGACCAUUCAUCCAUUCCAGCGGUUCCCGCUUUACCUGCCAUUCCACAUGUUGACCAGCCAAUCCAUCCAAGGAAAGAAAAAUCAGACGAUUUCGAAGUAGAUAUUCCUGCUUUAGGUGAUAUCCUUAACUAAACUCACACUCUAACCUUCUGGAUGUAUAGUUGACCCUCUCUUAUGUCACUAGGUGGCAUUACCUCUAUAUUGAUAUUGAUUCAUGUUUGAUAUUUAUAUUUAUAUUAAUAUAUUGCAAACAUUUAUAUUGUAUUUAACUAACAUUGCAUUGUUAAUAUUGAUAGUUGACAAUAAAAAUCGAAUUGUCCUUUGAAAUUAAUGUUCUCAUAAGGAAUCAAAA
This is a messenger RNA of Tetranychus urticae (two-spotted spider mite), 1461 nucleotides long. RefSeq lists its product as uncharacterized. Gene Ontology annotation, molecular function: structural constituent of chitin-based larval cuticle. The record is from RefSeq and is a predicted model, not a curated record. NCBI's taxonomy places the organism in Eukaryota, Metazoa, Arthropoda, Arachnida, Trombidiformes, Tetranychidae. Gene Ontology annotation, cellular component: chitin-based extracellular matrix.